AUGGAGGCCAUCAAGAAGAAGAUGCUGAUGCUGAAGCUGGACAAGGAGAACGCCCUGGACCAGGCGGAGCAGGCCGAGGCCGACAAGAAGGGGGCGGAGGAGCGCAGCAAGCAGCAUGAAGACGAGCUCCUGCAGAUGCAGAAGAAGCUGAAGGGGACGGAGGAUGAGCUGGACAAGUACUCCGAGGCCCUGAAGGAUGCCCAGGAGAAGCUGGAGGUGGCGGACAAGAAGGCCGCAGACGCCGAGGCGGAGGUGGCGUCCCUGAACAGGCGCAUCCAGCUGGUGGAGGAGGAGCUGGACCGGGCCCAGGAGAGGCUGGCCACCGCCCUGCAGAAGCUGGAGGAGGCGGAGAAGGCGGCGGACGAGAGCGAGAGGGGGAUGAAGGUGAUCGAGAACCGCGCCCUGAAGGACGAGGAGAAGAUGGAGCUGCAGGAGAUCCAGCUGAAGGAGGCCAAGCACAUCGCAGAGGAGGCCGACCGCAAGUACGAGGAGGUGGCCCGGAAACUGGUGAUCGUAGAAGGAGAGCUGGAGCGCACGGAGGAGAGGGCGGAGCUGGCCGAGGCGAAAUGUGCCGAGCUGGAGGACGAGCUGAAGAACGUCACCAACAACCUGAAGUCCCUGGAGGCCCAGGCCGAGAAGUACUCCCAGAAAGAGGACAAGUACGAGGAGGAGAUCAAGAUCCUGACGGACAAACUGAAGGAGGCUGAGACUCGCGCUGAGUUUGCAGAGAGAUCUGUGGCCAAACUGGAGAAGACCAUCGACGAUCUGGAAGAUGAGCUCUAUGCUCAGAAGCUGAAGUACAAAGCCAUCAGUGAGGAGCUGGACCACGCUCUGAAUGACAUGACGUCCAUCUGAACCCACUCUGGACUCUGAAGCAACUCCAGCAGCACACACACACACACACACACACACACACACACAC
This is a messenger RNA of Salarias fasciatus (jewelled blenny), 922 nucleotides long. RefSeq names its product tropomyosin 3 (gene tpm3). The record is from RefSeq and is a predicted model, not a curated record. Lineage: Eukaryota; Metazoa; Chordata; Actinopteri; Blenniiformes; Blenniidae.